Closterium sp. NIES-65 is the source of this 1647-nucleotide messenger RNA. Lineage: Eukaryota; Viridiplantae; Streptophyta; Zygnematophyceae; Desmidiales; Closteriaceae. The record is from the annotation of a GenBank genome assembly.
AUGGCUUUACAAGCCACGUCAGCAGGCGCGUCGGGCGGGUGGUUCGCGGUGGGGUGGUCGCCGGGGGGGAAGAUGUACCCCGCGGACAGCGUGAUCGCGCACAAGGCGGGCGCGGACAUUGGCGCGUACACCAUAACGGGCUACGACAGCUCCAACGUUGUCGCCACGACCGCCUUCUCGCUCGGCUCGCCCGCGUAUUCCGCCGGACUUGCCACCUUCUCCCGCACGGUGGGGACGGGCAGCAAGGUGACGUUCGUGAACGGACCCAUGAAGACCAUCUGGGGCUACUCCGAUGGAGCCACCACCUCAUUCGACGGCCACGGGGGCAACCGCGGCAGCACCACCAUCGAUUUCUCCUGCGACGGGACCCCCGUUGCCACGCCCUCCCCUCCCCCCGCCUCCGCCAACCCCUCCCCCCCGCCUCCCCCCGCUGCCUCUGCCUCCCCGCCUCCCCCUGCCUCCUCCGCCUCCCCUCCCCCCCCCACCGCCACGCCGUCACCCCCCCCUGCGCCGCCGGCUGCGGGAGUGGCGUGCCCGGCGUCGGCUCUGGAAGGGUUUGACUACCAAGUGGAGCUUGGCGGGCCGCUCAUGCUUCUGCACUGGACCUUCAGCACCAGCACCACCAUCAAAUUCUCCAUAGAAGCACGCGGCGCCACUAUAGCCAAGGACGGCUGGAUAGCCGUUGGAUGGUCGGGCAGAAAGGGCAAGAUGAAGGGCUCAGAUGCGGUCAUCGGGAACCUGCCUGGCGUGGCUGCGGUGCACAUGAGUGGAUACAGCAAGAAGCUUAUAAAGCAAACGAGUGCGUUCACUAUUGGGAAUACUGCUGUCGCUACCACCUCUGAAGGCGGCACCACAAUCACGUUCACCAGGGAGGUGGGCAAGGGAGCGGUACCCAUAAAGCUCAACGCCACCAACUACCUCAUCUAUGCCUUCAGUACCACAGCCUCCACCACCCUCGCCUUCCAUGGCUGGAACCAGGGCGGCCUUGCGGUGGACUUCUCGUGUUUCAAGAAGCCCUCAGCCCUGUGGGGUGGCGGGCCUGACUACAGCGAUGACUCGGACUAUGACAACUCGUUCAACAGUGCCCGUGCUGCGAGCAUGGAUGGCACUAGUACAAGCACUGCAGGCACCUCCUCUGCUGACUCAGCAACGGGCGGGGCUUUAAGCAGCGGUCAGCGAAACCGGUUGCACCAGCAGACGGGCUUGGGGCAUCAGCACCAUGAGGGCGCUGUUGGUACCACUGCUGGUGUUGCUGGUGAUGGUGCUGUUGGCACUGGGCCCUGCGCUCUGCGCCCUAUUCUCUGCGCCCUAUGCACUGCGCCCUAUGCUCGGCGCCCUAUGCACUGCGCCCCAUGCUCUGCGCCCUAUGCUCUGCGCCCCAUGCUCUGCGCCCCAUGCUCUGCGCCCCAUGCUCUGCGCCCUAUGCUCUGCGCCCCAUGCUCUGCGCCCUAUGCUCUGUUCCCCAUGCUCUGCGCCCUAUGCUCUGCGCCCCAUGCUCUGCGCCCUAUGCUCUACGCCAAUGGCCCACCCUUUCUCCCCCUCAUCCCUGCUUCACCGUAUUUCACUCCCUGCUUCACCUCAUUUCCCUCCCUGCUUCACCUCAUUUCCCUCCCUGCUUCACCUCAUUUCCCUCACUGCUUCACCUAA